AAUGAAUAACAUAUAAGGAUAUGGAUUAGAUAAACCAUCAGUUAGAUUACAUUAAGCACCUGGAGGAAAUUCAUCAAUUUCAUUUGUACAUACCAUAUUUAAAACCUCAAGGGAGAUUAUACUCCUUAAUAGCAAGUAGCUCAACCUUUAGGAAGAAAACAAGUCAAUCAACCUCCUGUUUAAUAAUAACAAUAAGAUUAGAAAACAUCAGUUAAAGUAAGAAAUCCUCCAGGUGGCAGAUCAUAAAUUUAGUUUGGAUGAGU
Messenger RNA from Paramecium pentaurelia, 263 nucleotides. The record is from the annotation of a GenBank genome assembly. NCBI's taxonomy places the organism in Eukaryota, Ciliophora, Oligohymenophorea, Peniculida, Parameciidae.